AUGGAACCUGGUCGCGCGAACACGCCAAUUGAGGGCCUUGCCGAUGGUCCUUGCCCACCCUGUGAGGCGGUCGAACUUGCCUUGCCCGCCUCCCGGCUUCUCUGUAGCUGGGGCAAAGGACUUCUUCUCCCUGCCAGCGCGGGUGACGCCAGCAAUGUUUUAGGGGACGACUAUGACAACAGGCUUGCAUUUGGUGAGGUGCCAUUGCACUUCACUCCACGCCAGCUGCAUGCCCUCUUCCGCCCUCGCUUUCACACCCUUUCCUUUGCAGAGUGUCAUGCCAGACUCCCGGCAAGCCAGCAGAAUGUUCUACGGAGAUUGGUGGAACGGUCAAGCGAUCCACUGCCUUUUGGGUUGGUGUGCUACACGGAUGGCUCAUACACCCCUGAUGGCCCGCACCAUGGCUGCACGGCGGGUUGGUCCUGUGUCUUCAUCAACCGCGGCCGCUUCGCCACAUGCGAUAGCGACCGUAGGGAGAGCGCCAGACAUGAUCUCGCAUUCUUCCCUGUCGCACAGGUUGGAGGUGUCGCCUCCGUCCUGGGGCACGUUUCGGAGUGCUGUCGGGCGACUGCGGUGCAGCCCGCCACCAUCACCUAUACCCCAGGGCACGCCGGGAUCCUCGGGAACGAGAUUGCAGAUGUUGCCGCCAAAUCGGCCGCCAAAGGCUCUCCUAUGGGCCGCCUCCACUGGGAGCAAGAAGACGGCGUUGAUUGGCGGGCAGCUCAGGGCGAAAAUUGGUCUUGGGCCAGCAUUGUUUGCCGCUGGGCCCAAGGCGAUGAUGCCUUGCCUUCGCCACUCGGCGAUGAGAUUCGUACCGGCAAGCAUGACGGCAUCGGGUUGCGGAAGAAGGACUUGCUUUCCAACCCGCCCGGCCCGCUUUGCUUGCGUCUCAGCUUGAAGCCGAAGGUGUUCACUGCGCCGCCAUCCAGGAGGCCCGCAUCUGUCGAAUCCGAGUCCGUCUCCUCACACGGGGGUGAGGAGCAAGACCACUCCGUGACCUCCUCCACGCGUGCCUUGCCAAGUGCGAACUUUGGGCCCCUGCUACUUUCGCCGAUAUCCAGGAAGGACUUGGGCCUUUGCUCAGCGGCGCAAUGGGGCUCUCACCAGGCCUGA
Molecule: messenger RNA, 1113 nt
Organism: Symbiodinium sp. CCMP2592
Lineage: Eukaryota; Dinophyceae; Suessiales; Symbiodiniaceae
Source: the annotation of a GenBank genome assembly